CAAGAAAGUACAAACGGAGGCAGUCAAGGAGGUCGAGAGCGCGAGGAAAGAGAGAGAAGGGCAAUGGCGGAGCCAAGACGAUUGAGAGGACACAAAGCCACCGCCACCUGCUGCGUCGCAUCACGUGACCGGCCUGGCAUCGUCGCAACCGCGGGAGAGGAUGGGUGCGUUUGUAUGUUUGAUAUGAGAUGCAAAGAAGCACAACAUAUGAUGGAUGUUGGGGAGGAACCUAUCACUUCUUUAUGUUUCAAGCCCGGGAACGAAGAUAUCAUCUAUGUUUCUUCAGGAAAAGAAGUAAAGUGUUUUGAUGUGCAUAUGGCUACAUCAUGGAAUCCAUUGGAGACUUACAACUAUAACAAAGAGGAGAUAAAUCAGAUAGUUUGCAACUCUAAGGCUGCUUUUCUUGCUUGUGCUGAUGACAGUGGUGAUGUUAAGAUCAUCGACAUCCGCCAGCAUUGCCUAUAUAAGUCUUUGAGAGCUGGUCACUCAAGUAUAUGCAGCAGUGUGCAAUUUGUUCCUUGGAGACCUUGGGAAGUGAUUACUGGAGGGCUUGAUUCAAAGCUUGUUAUGUGGGACUUCUCUAAAGGGCGGCCUUACAAAGUUGUCGAUUUUGGGUUGCCUGAUACAAGUGCUAGUAGUGCGGGACAGUGUUUAAAUCCUGCUUUUGUUCAUGCGAUAGCGGUUCCAGAUGCUGAUAUGUUAGACGCGUCAGGCAAGAUAUGUGCCGUGGCUAGAGGUGAUGGUGCAGUUGAUGUGAUUAAUAUCGAAUCAGAAGUUGCCUGUAGUAGGUUAAAGAACUCAAAACCCCGUAAGAGAUCUCAGUCAAUGUCUAAAGACAAAUCAGUGGCCAGUGGGGAAUCGAAUCAAAAUGGAAGCAGUAGGUUGCAUCUGGAUUACUCCAUGGGUGGCCAUACUGCUGCUGCAUCUUGUGUAGCGUUUUCAUUGUUUGGGGAAAGGGGGAAGUUUGUAAUUUCUGGCGGAAAUGAUAGGUCAGUAAAGGUCUGGUGUUGCUCCAGAUAUCUUGAGGAAGGACAUUCUGGCAGCAACAGAGAUCUUCUGCAUCUGAACAUCAGUCUGAACAAAAAGGUCAACUGGCUGUGCACCACGCCAACUGAGUCGGAAAAUCUUAUCGUCUGCGACACAACCAAAGUUGUUAAAGUCUUCUCUGUUUUAUAAAUUAAGUAUGCAACCGUUUUUUAGUCUAGAGGACAUUACUCGACAGCAUGCCUGUUCCGGCACAGGUGGACAUUGGUUUUCAUUUGUAUUUGCUGUAAUUUCUCUGAAGAAUGUGCUCAGUGAUUCAAGGACAAUUCUGUGCAGGAGUUGUCCACGACAAAGCAUGCCAUGGAAUUGGCGUGGUCUAACUCCAACACUAGCUCAGAACAAGACGCAACAUGUAAUGGCAUGGGUUUAAAUCUGAGUUGGAGUAAUAGGUAUUUAAUAUGGUGAUCAAAUUGUCAUGUUCCUUAGAAUACAUAUUAGCCGUGAACACAUAUUUAGAACUAGAGAGAAUGUAAUGUUAUCCCAGCUGGGUAUUUGGUAGUUUUUUAUUCACUGUAACAAUAAAGUUUCAUUGAUUCAUUUGGAAUGUCAUUAGAAUUUUAUGUU
Tripterygium wilfordii is the source of this 1608-nucleotide messenger RNA. Its product is annotated as WD repeat-containing protein 53. Bases 64 to 1176 code for a protein of 370 amino acids. The transcript is spliced from 10 exons. Gene Ontology annotation, molecular function: protein binding. NCBI's taxonomy places the organism in Eukaryota, Viridiplantae, Streptophyta, Magnoliopsida, Celastrales, Celastraceae. The record is from RefSeq and is a predicted model, not a curated record.